AUGACCACGUGGCGUCAUUGCUUUCGCACGGGUCUCGAAUUUUGCAGUACAUGUCAGGCGCCAAAGGCGUGCGCGAGCCGCAGCGCGAUUGCGCUGAGGGCCAGCCAGGCUGUGCCCACGAACUUCGGCGCAUCUAUCAUCUGACGCUCACCUCUCCACCAUCCAUCUCGACAUCAAGAUUUCAAGAUGUACGUGUAAUGCCUGUGAAAAUACGUCUACCUUAUAAGAUCUUGCUCACGGUAUACUGACCAUGUUUCGUCUCUUUUUCCUUCGGCCUUGCGCUCUCUUACCCCCGACCAACGAUGAUCAUCCCAUGGUUUUGCGAUGCGCUACGACUCCCACCUUUCACGCCGCGCGCAAUGGUCUCUUUUGCUGCUGGGACGCGUUCACUCAUGGUGGGAAUGCUCGGAACAUCCUGGCUUUUGUUGAUCUCGAUGCGGUGUGAAUAGGCCGUCCAGACUCAGCAAGAACAGAAAGCUCCGUGGACACGUCUCCGGCGGUCACGGUCGUGUCGGUGAGUGAUGCGUCAUAACCAUGAAGGAAAUGCUGGGGUGACUGUCAGGUCAAACAUUGGAAGAAGGUCCUCUGCGCUGGAGGAGCCGAAGAGAGAGACUCAGGGAAAGAGGCAUGUGGACUGCGAGCCGGGCUUGGACGAACGCGGAGGUGGUCAGUCAUUGUUCUCGCGUGAAGUACCCCCCUUGCGAAUCAGUGUGUAGGACGCUCGGCGACAGGAAAGGAGUGCGAAAUCCUUCGUGGAGAAAGUCCAAUUCAGUCUAUCUCACACUUUCCUCGUGUCCGAUAUACAGGCAAGCACCGCAAGCAUCCGGGAGGUCGUGGUCUUGCUGGUGGUCAACACCACCACCGAACCAACUUUGACAAGUACCACCCCGGUUACUUCGGAAAGGUCGGCAUGCGUCACUUCCACUUGACCAGAAACAGUUACUACAGACCAGUUGUCAACCUGGACAAGCUCUGGACUCUCGUCCCUGCUGAGCAACGCAAGGGCUUGACCUCGAGCUCCACUGAGGUUCCCGUCAUUGACACUCUGGCAGCUGGCUACGGCAAGGUCCUCGGCAAGGGCAGAUUGCCUCAACUUCCCUUCAUCGUCAAGGCACGUUGGGUGUCAGAAUUGGCAGAGAAGAAGAUCAAGGAGGCUGGUGGUGUUGUCAAGGUGAGCACCCCGCUCUGUCGCCAUGAUCCGCUCCAUUGCUGACACUUCUCCCUUUAUCAUCCUGAACAGCUCAUCGCAUAA
Molecule: messenger RNA, 1252 nt
Organism: Ceraceosorus bombacis
Lineage: Eukaryota; Fungi; Basidiomycota; Exobasidiomycetes; Ceraceosorales; Ceraceosoraceae
Source: the annotation of a GenBank genome assembly